UACAGUGAAGCAUAAAUAAUGCUCAUUCUCUAAAUGGCGGUUGCUGACGCCAUCCUUGUCCGAGAUGGGCGCCUGCUGGAGACGCUCGCCCCAGGAUCGCGCAAAGCGCCGAGGACGAGUUGUUCGCGGUCGCGUGGUACGGUCAGAGUACCCGACUAGGAAGCAGCACUUGCACAGGAUUGCUUUCCAGAUUCCGUAAAAGAUUGUGUUAACCUUAGUUUUGAUAAUACGCCCAGGUAUUCCAUCGCUGUCAUUGGAUCCACUUUUCGUUUAACUUGUUUUUAAGGGCAGUUACUUCAUGGCUUAGAUUUUGCAAAGCUUGAGAUCUGUGCCCUGUUGUUUUCCUGUAUUUGAAAUAUAUCGCUCUUAAAAUGCUAAAAACUAAGAACAGUGGGAGAAUGAUGGCACCCUCUAUAAGGGAGGUUGAGAAGUAAAAGACAUUAUCUUUUAAAAAAUUUUGCCCAAAAUACUGUAUCCACGGAAGUGAAAAAAAGACAACGGACAUUGUCGUAGUCUGUAAGCCUUUAAUCGAGAAUUUGGAGAAUUUACAACUUUUAAUACCCUAAUAGUAAAUCUCAGACCGGGAGUUUGGAUUGAGGUAGUAAGACCUAAUGAUUAUUUCCCCUGCUAUACUGAGGCCACACACAGUAGUUAACUUCCGUUGAACGCUGAUACUCUUCAUUGUACAGUAAUAUGGCUAAGGGUUAAAAUUAACAUUUUUUCCUGUUGGGAAAGUUCCUUGAUACUGUUGGAAAUUACCUACUCUUCUGGAAUCUUAUUCCAUUGGACAGAUGGAGGCAAAACAAACAGAACCCAUGAAUCAAAUCUCUGGGUUUUAGAAUUGAUCUAAAUUUACAGUUAACAACCAGAAAAUAUUAAAGGCUUCGUAAGUGAUGUGGCCUUAAUUUACAUAUUUACAUAACUCACAGCUACAUCAAUAUUUGCAUUACUCUGAUUACUAACUGUUUGGCAUUAAUUUGUUCAGGGAAACUACACCACAUUUACCAGAUUUUUUAUGGUCAGAAAUCUAUUGAAAGCAAAAGAUAAUUUGAGAGGGACUUGGAUCAAGAAUGGAUUCUCUUAACUGUGCAAAGGCAUCUGAUACAGCUAUGGAAACUGAGAAUCAGAGUGACAACUCUUCCUCUGGUAGCAGCUUAUUUAAAACUCAGUAUGUUCCUGUUCCACCUAAACAGAAGCAAAGAAACACUGUUAGAAAAUUCGUUCACAUACCCAAAAGUACUCAAGCAACAGAGUCAUCUAGUGACUCAUCUAUAGAGCCAAGACCACUGACUUUAAAGGCUAUUUUUGAAAGAUUCAAAAAUAAGAAAUAUAAACGUAAAAAGAAGAAAUACAAGCCAACGGGAAGAUCAGCAGGAAGACCAAAAGGAAGGAGAACCACUAGAUUCUCACAAAUUACUGAGGAACAAUUUAAAGACAAAAGACCUGGUUUCCCAUUUUUAGAAUCAGAAAAUGGAAGAAAACCAUUACCUUGGAGAAAAAUUUUAACCUUUGAGCAAGCAGUGGCAAGAGGAUUUUUUAACUACCUUGAAAAACUGAAGUAUGAAUACUACCUCAAGGAAUCCUUGAAGCAGAUGAAUGUUGCUGAAGAUUUAGAAAAAGAAGACUUUGAUAGUCGAAGAUACAGAUACUUGGAUGAUGAUGGAUCUCUCUCUCCUAUUGAAGAGUCAGCCACAGAGGAGGAGAUUGCAGCAAACCUUGAACAUGAUGAAUGUGAUAUUAAGUUGGUGGAGAAUAGUUGUUUCAUAAUAAGUUCUGAAUUUCCAAAGAAGAAUGUAUAUUUGGAUCAAGAGGAAUAUACUGAAGAAACUGCUUUGCUUAAAAAGAGAACAUCAAAAUCUAAACACUGGACAGAGGACAAAAUGGGCUAAAGAGAGACAGGAUUAUAAAUACCAGACAAGGUAAACAGAAUAAAAGCGAAGAUGAUAAGUAUGAAUAUAUAUGCCAGCCUUAGAAAAAAAAAAAAACCCUGUAAGAAAAUAAAGAAUACUUCAAACAGAUUUGUGAAACUCCUGAAGUAGUAAUUAUCAUAAAAAUUAUGUAGAAAAAAUUUGAGGCUGUUAACAGCAGAGACUGACUUGACAAAUAAUAAACAAAAGUCAUUCUGUUUUUGCCUAUGAUGGUUUAUUUCUAGGUAAGAGAACUUAAAAGGUACCAUUUGAGCACUGAAUCAAAUAACAGAUUAUAAUCUUGAAAAGUUUGCAUAAACUGAUUUUUUUUUUCUCAGCUACUCUCCUUACUGUACCUACAACUUCCUGUUUUUGUUUUACUUAGACAAGUUUAGUGUGAAAUGCUGAGUACUGUAAUAAUUUUCCCUUCCUAACUACCUGUAUUUCAAUAUCAUUUCAUCCCCACUGUAUGUAAUACAUUUUACAGUAGCACUUGUGUUUGUUUUUGUUUAAUUUGUGGACAAAAACUUACAGACAAGUGCGAAAGUAAGUCCUCUUUUGCAACCCACAACUCAUUGUUCAGUAUGAGUUUUGAUACAGAUAAGAAGGAACAUGAUCCAUAAAAUGGGUGUGUAUUGAUGAGCAUAAAGAUUGCUUCCAGGGCUAUAAAGUUAAAUAAGCUUUUAAAUUACCAGCUGUAUUGAUCCUAGUACUCAGUUUUAAUGUUGACAUAAAACAAACAAAGAUGGGCUCCUUUUUUUAGGCUUUUAUCUUCGGAAUACAGUGUCUGGAUUUUCCAAAGGUAUUGGCAUAUCCCAAUGAUCUCUGUCAAGUUUUAGGGUGUGAUAACUUGGGAAUUAAUAUUAUUUGAACUUUAAGCUUUUAGAGAACUAGACAUCCCAUCUCCUGACCCUAAACAGGAUCCUAUAGUGAACUGCUUGAGGAAAUUGGAUCUUAAAGAUUAUAGGUGGCAAACUUUGAAGUGCUCUCCAUUGAAGAUCAAAGAGGCCCAACUAAAACAGCUGUGGCAAGCAUCACAGCUGUGGACUGAGCAGAACUUUUUGUAAGGGCUGCCUUGAAGAUGACAACUUUGGAGGAACUAUGGUGACUGGCAGUGGAAAGAAUCAGGACGUGUGAAAAAUCCUUAAAAAUUUAUUGACUCAAAUAACUUUGCCUAUGUUAUGAAUAAAAAGAAACCUUUGUGCAGAAAGUCA
Messenger RNA from Odocoileus virginianus texanus, 3121 nucleotides. NCBI's taxonomy places the organism in Eukaryota, Metazoa, Chordata, Mammalia, Artiodactyla, Cervidae. The record is from RefSeq and is a predicted model, not a curated record.